CACAGCUUAUUUUAUCCUGUGGUGUAUCUUACUUAGCGCUUGUUUGAUGUUAUGAUAAAAGCCGUUGUUUUGUCUCCGUUUAGACGUGCUCUGUAUUGUUGAAUGUGAUUCCGAGUAGAGUUCUGCUAUUUCUUUAUCGAUCUAUCAUAGCAAGUUGUCAGUCAGUAUUUCGUUGCAGAAUGGCUGUAUGUGCGCGCAUAUGUUGUCUUUAGAAAUGCUGCAUAUGGCAAUAAUGUUAUAGUUUCUUGUCUGUAUUUGUUUGGAACUGCUUAGCAUUCUUAGCCGAACGAAAACAUGCCUGUUUUAAAGGCUUGUUGGAGUAACAGCUAAUUUAUUUGAACAAACAAGCCUGCUACAGUCAAAACUGCCAAGAACCGAUAACAAGACUCUUGAGAACUUGAAAAAUGUCUCUUCACACGUGACGCAGUCCAUUUUCAUGUGCGCAGCCUGUUUGUAAAUAGUGGUUGGUUGGGGUAGAAAUUCAACAAAAAUGGUUUGCCUUUUUUAUUUUAUCAUUUGCUAAAAUCGUAUUUAUUUUAUCAUUUGCUAAGUUACCACUAGAAUGAUUAUGCCUAUUCUCCUUUUUGACUACUUUAUGGAAGUUUUUUUUUAUUAUUAUUAUUAUUUUUUUUAGAAAUUGUGAAAGUAACUGCUUUAGGCUAUCAUAGAACUGAAUAGAGCCAGGAAUCUGCCAUCAUGACAGGGGGAAGCAAAACACAGGUUUUAGUGGCGAGAUGGAAGGCAGCAAUAACCUGCACUGUUGUGGAAAUCAGUCUUACAACAUCUUAAGAAGCUCCUGCUGCAAUGGUAAUUUAACUCUGGGAUUAAGCCAGCUUGUGACUUACUGCUGUGGUUCUGUACCCUACAAUCCCCUAAAUGAGAUUUGCUGUAGUGGCAGUAUUUUCAUUCGAACUAGUGCUCACACUAAAUGCUGUGGCAAGGACCCUUACCAAACAACGAAUCAUAUAUGUUGUGGUGAUGUAUUGCUGAAAAAACAACAAAAGAAGAAAUGUUGUGGCAAGGAACUAUUUGACACACUGACCGAGUGCUGCUGUGACCAAGACCUAGUCUUAGCAAUAAAGCCCAAAAGUGAUCCUUGCUGUCAGACUAAACCAGUUGAAAAAUCUGAAUCCUCACAAUGCUCUCAGGCCUCUGGAGCGCACAACAAUAUUGCAGAGAAUUGUGGAUCCUAUGAUCCUCAGACACAUAUUUGUUGCUCAGGGUUUCUGUACAGGAAGGCAUCAGAACUUACUAAGUGCUGCGGAAAACACCUUUACACUUUCUCCGAGGGAAACGUUCUGUGUUGUAAUGGAAUCUUGCAUCGAGAUAUGCCUGAGAAGUCAGAAUGUAUUGGAGGUGUUGUAUAUUCUCCAGGAAACACUACAUGCCAUCUGCCUGUUCGUCCCCAAAUUGGCGAGCACUGUUGUGGAAAUCAAACCUUCGAUCCUCUUAUCCAUAUUUGCUGUAAUGGACACAGACACAACAAGAAAAAUGGUAAUGUCUGUUGUGGUUCCAAAGUCUAUGACCACCACAACACGUCCUUGAGGUGCUGCUCUGAUCAUCUUUACAGUACACCUAGUGGAGAAGUAGAGUGCUGUGGAAACCACUUGCUGGAAAAAAAUCAAAUUUGCUGUUCCUCCUCAACCCUGGCCGUGAAAUAUUUCACCAAAUUGAAUCACCAUUGCUGUGGGCAUUACUACUACAACAAGUCCAUCUGGAGUUGCUGUGCUGAACACCUUAAACCAACACCGGAGCGUCACACCCCUCUUGCAGACUACAGGACUAAACCACUAAUGGAGCUUAUCCCAGACAUAUGCAAAAAACCAGUGUUCUUUGGCAAAGUGGAGAGCAUGACCCUUAAAACCUCUUGGCGUCAUGUUCUGUUGCAAGUCGUUUGGCAGGUGGAUUUGAAGUUGAGAAAUGUCACUAAAGACUCUUGGGAUCACGUGUUCAUGGAUCACUGCAGCUCUCCUGUUAUUGAGAAAGGCAUGAUCUACCUUUGGGAGAAAGAGGCCAAUGGGUCUAAGCUUCUGUCACACCCUAUUGACCAAGCCUCUGACAUUCACAUGUUCUAUUUUUUAUGUUACCAAUUUAAGGAUCACAAAAAUGGAUAGAAAUGUGGAAUGAGGUCUAUCAUGAGAUUUCUGACCCCAGUAAUUGAAUGGUCACUGUAUUUGUAAGCUGAACAUUUAUUUCAACCUUAAAUCAAACAAAGUGUCAGUUAGUGUAGGCAUGAUUAUGGCAGAGGCAUCACACGUUGCACAUCUGUCAUUGUUGCCUACAGUGAACUGAUCUUGUUUGGAGUGAUCUGUUAAGCUAUUAAUCAGUAACAACAGUAUACCGAGUUAUCAUACAAACAUUAUAUAAGCAUUUUUCUUGUACUGUAUUUUUAUAUAUUAUCAGUCUCAGGUCUAUCAAAUUUAUGUUUUAACAAUUUGACAAGUCUGAAGGACUAUGUGCUAUAGUUUAAAAGGUGCUUUUAAACUUAAUUGUCGUUUUAAAGAAUGUUCUUUAUAAUAACACACUCAAAUAUAUUUUCUGCAUAUUUGCUGGUUAUCUUACUUUUUUAACAGCAAUAAGCUUGGAGCUGAGUAUUUCUCAUUUUACUUCUUUUCACUGAAUGAAAGAUUGGUAGGUUUGUUACUACUAGCCAAACAUUGGUCUUCAUUUACUAAUAAAAGUCAACAUUUUUGUAGAGAGAAAUCUUCAAAUGACUUUUUUUUCUUGGUCUCAAGUCUUGGUUCACUGAUAAAUUUGCACUAAAUAUAUUUUUGUAGGUAAGUUUACAAUUUUGGAAUGUGAUGUGCUAAGACACACUUUGUAUUAAUGUGCAAUUGGACCUGUUGUGAAUCUCACACCAUUUUUUUGUGAAGUUCUCCUGUAUUUACAAAUACAAAAGUAGGAAUCUACACUACAUAAUUAUUAGUAAAUGAGACUAAUUGUAUGCAAUACAGAUAAUUUAUUUUGUAACUUCUAGAUUUAUACACAAACAACUGUGAAGAAGUGCUAAUCAGACAGAUUCCAUAUAAUCAUUGUGUGACUCGUGUUUGCUAAUGUGAGUUAAAUUUCGACUUGCAGAUAUUGCACUUGGCAAGAAAUGCUAUAAUCAUUGCCAUUUGUGAUUGUAUGUCAAACAAUUUUCUAAAUAAAGCAUUAGAAGCAUUGAAAUGCA
Messenger RNA from Danio rerio (zebrafish), 3172 nucleotides. NCBI's taxonomy places the organism in Eukaryota, Metazoa, Chordata, Actinopteri, Cypriniformes, Danionidae. The record is from RefSeq and is a predicted model, not a curated record.